AUGCGAGUGGGGCAGCAGCAACGAUAUUUUUCAGUUCACAUGAUCAGAUUCGGCGUCAAAGAGGGUGUGCACAGAUUCAGCCCGUUAUACCUACCUAGUAGUAGUACAUACAAGAAGCAAGUAGAAAAUGCACAGCGACGAUACCACCUGCUAUUAAGGUCUCCAAGCAGUGGGGAAGCAUGUGUCAUCGCCGUCGUCCAACCAUUUGAUGCUUUUUCUUCUUCUCUCCCUUCGUCCAGUGCUACCGUCAAGAGAUGGACUUUGAGGCCAAUGCAGCUAAGCGGUAGCAACGGUAAUACCAUGACCACAGCCAAUAAUCUCGCCGAGUGGCGAUGUGCCAAAGCUCAGUCAAAUACGGCGGGGGACUCGGGCUGA
Trichoderma virens Gv29-8 is the source of this 375-nucleotide messenger RNA. RefSeq lists its product as uncharacterized. The coding region runs from base 1 to 375 and encodes 124 amino acids. The record is from RefSeq and is a predicted model, not a curated record. Lineage: Eukaryota; Fungi; Ascomycota; Sordariomycetes; Hypocreales; Hypocreaceae. The transcript is spliced from 6 exons.